AUGAACAGCCAGUACAGCCGCCCCGAGGUGUUCAGCCUCCACACCUGCCUCGAACUCAAGACCUUCUGGGAGCAGGAGAUCGGGAAGCAGAGCCGCUGCCGGGAGCGCGAGGAGGCCCGCAGGGGCAGGAGCGCCCUCCGCAGGCUCCGAGCCGAGUGGAAGAGUCGCCUGGAGAAGCGGACGCAGAUGAUGGACGCCGCCGGUGACCCCGGGAAGCCGGCGGACGCCUCCGCCUGA
This is a messenger RNA of Tachyglossus aculeatus (Australian echidna), 237 nucleotides long. RefSeq names its product protein FAM240B-like. The transcript has 2 exons. Lineage: Eukaryota; Metazoa; Chordata; Mammalia; Monotremata; Tachyglossidae. The coding region runs from base 1 to 237 and encodes 78 amino acids. The record is from RefSeq and is a predicted model, not a curated record.